Cornus florida is the source of this 1578-nucleotide messenger RNA. RefSeq names its product probable leucine-rich repeat receptor-like protein kinase At1g35710. Lineage: Eukaryota; Viridiplantae; Streptophyta; Magnoliopsida; Cornales; Cornaceae. The transcript has 6 exons. Bases 1 to 1578 code for a protein of 525 amino acids. The record is from RefSeq and is a predicted model, not a curated record. Gene Ontology annotation, biological process: protein phosphorylation. Gene Ontology annotation, molecular function: protein binding; protein kinase activity; ATP binding.
AUGUCGCUCAGUGUAAUGCCACUCGAGAUGAACAAUCUCAUAGGUCCAAUCCCUGCUGCAAUGUGGAACUUGACCAACUUGACACUUCUGUAUCCUAAUAACAACAAACUUUCACGACCCAUCCCUCAAGAAAUUGGAAUGUUGAGGUCUCUUGUCGAUCUUCAGUUGCAUAAGAAAAACAUCUUAGGUCCAAUCCUUUGUUCUAUAAAGAAUUUGGUCAACUUAACCACUUUGUACCUUAAUAACAACAAAUUUUCAGGACCCAUCCCUCAAGAAAUAAGAAUGUUGAGGUCUUUUGUUGAUCUCAUGUUGUCAAUGAACAACUUCUCAGGUCCAAUCCCUUGUUCUAUAAAGAAUUUGGUUAAUUUAACCACUUUGUAUCCUGAUAACAACAAACUUUCAAGACCCAUCCCUCAAGAAAUUGGAAUGUUGAGGACCCAUCCCUCAAGAAAAUGGAAUGUUAAGGUCGUCGAUCUCCAGUGGAAUAACUUCUCAGGUCCAAUCCCUUGUUCUAUAAAGAAUUUGAUCAACUUAACCACUUUGUAUCUUGAUAACAACAAACUUUCACGACCCAUCCCUCAAGAAAUUGGAAUGUUAAGGUCUCUUAUCGAUCUUAUGUUAUCAAGGAACAACUUCUUAGGUCCAAUCCCCCAAGAAAUUGAAAUGUUGAGGUCUCUUGUCGAUCUCGAUUUAUCCGAGAACUUCUCAGGUUCAAUACCUGCUUUAAUAAAGAACUUGGUCAACUUAACGACUCUGCAUCUUUUUUCUAGCAAACUUUCAGGAUCCAUCCCUCAAGAAAUUGGAAUGUUAAGCAAACUUUCAGGAUCUAUCCCUCAAGAAAUUGGAAUGUUGGGGUCUCUUGUUGAUCUCGAGUUGUUCGAGAGCAACUUCUCAGGUUCAAUACCUGCUUCAAUAAAGAACUUGUUGAGUAGGAACGAGCUUACUGACCAUUUACCACAUAACAUAUGCUGUGGUGGAUUAUUUGUAAAUUUCACUGCAUUUGGCAACCAUCUCACAGGUCUAAUCCCUAACAGCUUGAAGAGUUGCACUAGCUUAUUCAGAGUUAGGCUUGAAAGAGACCAACUUUAUGGAAAUAUGUCAAAAGAUUUCGGCAUAUAUCCAAAAUUAGAUUAUAUCAAUUUGAGUGAUAAUAAAAUGUAUGAAAUACAUCAACGGAAUAUUGUGAGGCUUUAUGGUUUUUAUUCGCACCCACAACACUCAUUUUUGGUUUACGAGUUCUUGGAAGGGGGAAGUUUGCAAAAGAUCUUGAGCAGUGACCAACAAACCUCGGAGUUUGGAUGGAUUAAGAGAGCGAAUGUGGUAAAAGAUGUGACAGAUGCUUUGUGUCACAUGCAUUAUGAUUGUUCGCCUCCUAUAGUUCAUGGGGACAUAUCAAACAAGAAUGUUUUGUUAGAUUCUGAAUAUGUGGCUCACAUUUCUGACUUUGGCAGUGCUAGCCUUCUAAAUCCUAACUCUUCUAAUUGGACUUCAUUCGCAGGGACCUUUAGGUAUGCUGCUCCAGACUAUGGCUCGCGUCAAGACAGUAGCACGCAGACAUCGUCACAGCUCCAACCAUAG